Molecule: messenger RNA, 1403 nt
Organism: Sclerotinia trifoliorum
Lineage: Eukaryota; Fungi; Ascomycota; Leotiomycetes; Helotiales; Sclerotiniaceae
Source: the annotation of a GenBank genome assembly
CUGAACUCACCCCUCCAAAUAGUGACCAUUAACUUCCCACAAAGGUAUCUGAACUUUUCCUAGGGUCAUUAUGAGCGGAAAAGGUCUUUCCAAGGUCGUUCGUGGCAGCGAAUGCUUGUUUAAACAAGCGCCACUGAAUUCGUCAAGACAACAACGGUCAUUCACGAAUUCUGCAGUAUGUCAAAGAGUUGGUAUGUGACAGCAAGGUGGGUAAAUUACAUUUUAUAUGCUGAUUUUAAAAUAGGCUGUGUUCCAUAUUUCAGACCAACCUCUUCUCCUGAGCUUGAUGCCCUACUGUUGAAGUACCGAAAGAACCUCUUCCUGCCCGCACACCUUGCAGAAUACGACCAGCGGCUAGUAUACAGCACUAUAAAUGCGGAAUCACUUUUGAAUGACCCCGUCAAAGUCGUGGUUGGUGGGGAGGAGUUUGUCUUAGAGCACAUAGAUCGUGUGAAAGAUGUACCACACACCACAAAAGGAUUUAGAGAAGUCCUUAACCUCAUGACGGAAAAGAAAGAUUGGGACAAUCUGCCACAACUGCUUGAGGGGCACCGUGAUUGCAAAAGACAGAUAUCAUUAGCGUUAUACUGCCAGACAAUCCGACGAGCCGGUUUAGUAGGACGAAUGGAUACCAUUAUCGAGUCAGCAAGAAGAGUUCGCUAUACAGGCUUUCGUUUGAAAGAUGAGGAAAUUGUCAUGCAAGUGAUGUAUUGGAUUUAUUACAAAGCACAAGUCAGUGGUUUUGAAAAGCACGAAACGGAGCAGGCUCUUGCAUGGGCAGAAAGCGUGGCAGAUUUGCUCGAGGAUUCCAGACAUGCUGGAGACAAAGGACCAUUACUUGUGGAGAAAGGGAACGAUGUUCGGGCUCUUCCGGAAGUCAUUGGCAUAUUAUUGCAAUUGGCUGCAGUUCGUGCUGUAAAACAUACGGAUGGGAAAGAUUUGGAUGGGAAGGUCGCAACUUAUACCACGAGGCUUUUGGGAACCCCGUACGACUUGAGCACGGCUUUACUCAAUAUGAGAAGGCCUGAAGUACGGAUCUAUUCGAAAUCUGAUGCCAUUAACUCAGAAAUAACAAAUCAAACCCACGCUGAUGGCACAGAAUUUUCUACGGAAGAAAUCCAGAAAAAGACUCUUAGAGCGAAGAACGGUUGGCUUGUAGCUGCAGUACCGGUGUUGCAUGGGAUGAAAACAGCAUUGAAUGUGUUCGGCCCUGAUACGACAGCUUCAUUACGACUGAAGGAGAACAUACCUCGAUUAGAAAAGAGAGUCAGUAGGUACGCAUCCGAGCUAAAGGAUACUUCCGCGGGCAAUCUGGGCUUUAGAACGUAUACCAACUUAUUCGGCGCAAUAUGAAUCACGUGUUUCCCUUACUGAUCGAAUGGAUAACUUUUGUAUUUGUAUUU